Messenger RNA from Morchella importuna, 1374 nucleotides. RefSeq lists its product as uncharacterized. Lineage: Eukaryota; Fungi; Ascomycota; Pezizomycetes; Pezizales; Morchellaceae. The coding region runs from base 1 to 1374 and encodes 457 amino acids. The transcript is spliced from 6 exons. The record is from RefSeq and is a predicted model, not a curated record.
AUGGGUACGCUCGUACGCAAACAGGAAUUGAGGCAUUUCAAUCAUAGUUUUCUUCGCCCUUUUCUACGAGCAUAUGGGCUUGGGUUUCUGUCCUAUCUGAGUCCUCGACUUUUUAGUCUUCUGCUAUCAAAGGCAAGGAGGAGACGCAGCAACAAACAGAGCCGUGCCCUUGUGCCCGCAGUUCUAGACAUUUUCAAGAAAUCUCUCGAACUUCAUCGAUUUCCUGCGUUCUGUGGUGUCACAAUCGGCGGAUGGCACGUUUUGCAACCACUUUUUGACAAAUUAUUAGGGCACAUCCCCGAAUCGUCGGGUGUAGGACGAUACGUCAAUUACCACAGGAGCAGAAUUGCAACCUUUUUAGCGUCCUCUACAUCAGCUGCUGGGGCUAUACAGCUGUUGAACACUUGCAAAAAAUCACAUGAUGCAGGAAGGACAUUAGACCUUACUUUUUUUGCUGUCUCUAAAGCCCUUGAUGUAAUAGUCGGAGAGCUAUGGGCUAGGAGAAAGGCUCGCAGAGCUAGCUCUGGAAAAUUUACAAAUUUUGAAACAAAAAUAGGAAACGCUGCAGAUGCAGUGGUAUUUGCUGCGAGUGCUGCAGCCAUCACGUUUUCAUGGUUCUAUCUUCCAGAUAGGCUUCCCGUGUCCUAUAACAAAUGGAUUACCGAUAUAGUAGAUGCAGAUAGUCGUCUGUUGGAAACAUUACGCCGUAUAAGGGCUGGAGUCUUUGUAUAUGGCAAAGACACAGGACAAGCACCAUUGCUACAAUCGAUGUGUGAGGAUUUAGGGCUACCCAAGGUGUGGGGAGACCCUGCUUUGACGAAACCAAUACCUUGCGAUAUAGUCCAUGGGGGUUACUCACCUAGCUGUGAAGCUCAUGCCAUAUACAGAUUUUGGAAUGCAUGGAAAGCAGGGUUUUUGAUGUACCUGGGGUUAAAUUUCCUUGUCAGGAUACGAAAUCCCAGUACCAAAGCAUUGCUGAAGGCCCUUGCAGAUUCCGCUAAAUCAGCUGCGUUUCUUGGAACAUUUGUCGGGAGCUUUUGGUACGCGAUUUGCCUAACGCGGACUAGACUAGGGCCUUAUGUUCUCCCAUGGAUUGAUCAGAUACACCUUGAUAACUACUGUGUGAGAGUGGGAAGUCUGGCAUGUGGCUGGAGCAUCUUAAUAGAGCCUGUUCACCGUCGAACAGAGAUUGCCUUUUUUAUGGCACCCAAAGCUCUUGCGACUUUGUUCCCUCGCAAAUAUAAUAGAGAAUAUCUUUGGAUAGAAACCUUGAUUUUUGCGUUGAGUAGUGGGGUGGUUUAUACAACCCUGAAAGAGAAUCCAGAAAGGGUGAGGGGCGUUUUUGGGAAGUUAUUAAGGAGAGUGGUGGCAUAG